Molecule: messenger RNA, 999 nt
Organism: Mesitornis unicolor (brown roatelo)
Lineage: Eukaryota; Metazoa; Chordata; Aves; Mesitornithiformes; Mesitornithidae
Gene: OPTC
Product: opticin
Exons: 6
Coding region: 1-999 (332 amino acids)
Molecular function (GO): protein binding
Source: RefSeq, a predicted model, not a curated record
AUGCGGACCCUGGCCUGGCUGGGCAUCGCCAGCCUGUGUCUGGGGACAGCUUGGGCUGUCCCAGCCAAGGAGGAGAGGAGGAAGGCGGAGAAGCCAAAAGCUGACUUUGCACUCUACGAAAACCUGGACCUGGACAACUACGACCUGACUUUGGACAACUACGGUGAGAUCCUUGACCUGAGCAACUACGAGGAGCUCUACGAGUACAACGACUUUGCUCCGAAGAUUGAGGUUGGCACCCUGGCUCCUCGCCCCAAGGACCCCGCACCCCUCCCAGACCUGGGCACUGCAGCUGAAACCCCGAAGCCACAACCUCCGACCGCUGCCGGCCCCAUCCAUCCAGCACCCAUCCCCGCGCAGGGUCCUCCCAGCUGCCUGCUCUGCCUCUGCAUCGGCACCUCCGUCUACUGCGACGAUGCCGACCUUGAGCACAUCCCACUGCUGCCACCGGAGACCACCUACCUCUACGCCCGCUUCAACCGCAUCGGUGCCAUCCAGGCUGGUGAUUUCAUGGGGCUGAAGAAGCUGAAGCGAAUAGACCUGACCAGCAAUUUCAUCUCCCGGGCAGACGCGGAUGCUUUCCGCCUGCUCCCCAGCCUGCAGGAGCUCAUCCUGCCCGAGAACAGGCUGACAGCGCUGCCCGAGCUGCCCCGCAGCAUCGUCCGGCUGGACGCUCGUCUGGGGAUGGUGCAAAGGGCCGGUGUGGGGUUCAUCUCUCCCCUCUUCCCGCAGGACCUGAAGCAGCUGCAGUUUCUCCAUCUGUCCGAUAACCAGCUGGAUUACAUCCCAGCGCCCCUGCCCCAGAGCCUGCGCUCCCUGCACCUCCAGAACAACAACAUCCAGACCAUGCAGGAGGACACGUUCUGCGACAGCCAUGACCACAGCCAGGUCCGCAGGGCGCUGGAGGACAUCCGCCUGGACGGCAACCCCAUCAACCUCAGCCUCUUCCCCAACGCCUACUUCUGCCUGCCCCGCCUGCCCACGGGACGCUUCUUCUGA